GGAACGAAUCAACCCAAACUGAAAAUUAAACGACUCAUUAGAGAGAGAAAGAGAGCUCUGGUCAUUCUUUAAGGUUUUCAACUCAUCUUCUCAAAAAGGGGAGAGAGAUUUGACCUAGACAAAAUUCAAGAGAAGACGCGACGAAUCAUCUUAUAAUAGCUACAAACCAAGGUAUAAUCGUCUCUCCCCAUUCAGUAAAAAAAAAACUCAGAUCUCGAGAUCCGUCACCAAACGCUCGAUUCUCUGAAUAAUCUCAUCCAAGAUAUCUUCUUGCAGCUUGUUAGAAUCGCCCAAUCAGUUUCAGUCUCCAAGAACAUAGCGUAUUGAAUACAAACAACAGAGUGUACAGUAGAGAAAACAGAGAAAGGAAGACAGCAGUUUUUUUCAAUUUUAGUUUGAUAUGAAGAUAUCGAAAGGAUCGCGAUUAACAAUGAAAGACAUGCAGCUAUUACCCACGACUCGUUAUCGCGGUCAUAUAAAGAAACCGAGAUGGAUAAUUCUGUUGAUAUCAAUGUUCAUUGUGUUAUUUGUUUGUGCCUAUGUAUAUCCAUCUCAUAAUUCUUCAGCCUGUUAUGUAUUCUCAUCUAAAGGCUGCAAAGGGUUUUCUAGUUGGCUUCCUCCUUCUGUAAGAGAAUACAGUGAUGAAGAACUUGCUUCCCAUGUUGUUAUAAAGGAUAUACUAAGAACUCCUCCACUUCAAUUGAAGAACCCUAAAAUUGCUUUUAUGUUCUUGACUCCUGGUCUUUUACCAUUUGAGAAGCUUUGGGAUAAAUUCUUUCAGGGUCAUGAGGGGAGAUUUUCGGUCUAUAUUCAUGCUUCGAAGGAGAAAACAUUACAUUUUAGCCGUUAUUUCAUCAAUAGGGAGAUCCGAAGUGAAAAGGUAGAUUGGGGGACAAUUUCUAUGGUGAAUGCAGAAAAACGGCUGUUAGCAAAUGCACUUAAAGAUCGCGAUAACCAACAUUUUGUUUUGUUGUCUGAAAGCUGUGUGCCUUUGCAUGAUUUUGAUUAUGUCUUUCGAUAUCUGAUGCACACGAAUGUCAGUUUUGUCGACAGCUUUGAGGAUCCUGGUGUUCAUGGGAGUGGUAGGUAUUCUGAACACAUGUUGCCUGAAGUCGAGAAAAAGGAUUUUCGAAAGGGUGCUCAGUGGUUCACGUUGAAGCGACAGCAUGCAAUUGUUGUAAUGGCUGACAGUUUAUACUACACGAAAUUCAAGGAGUACUGCCGGCCGGGAAUGAAUGGGCGGAACUGCUAUUCCGACGAGCAUUACCUACCCACGUUUUUUAGCAUGCUUGAUCCAACUGGCAUUGCAAACUGGUCAGUAACAAAUGUUGAUUGGUCUGAAGGAAAAUGGCAUCCAAAAUCAUACAGUGCACUUGAUAUUAGUGAUGAUCUUCUUCAGAAUUUAACUUCUAUUGAUGUAAGUGUGCAUGUUACAAGUGAAGAAAGGAAACAAACACAGCGGGUACCUUGUAUGUGGAACGGAAUUCAGAGACCGUGUUACCUGUUUGCGAGGAAAUUUUUACCAGAUGCUCUCGAUAACUUGUUGACUAUUUUCUCCAAUUACACAUUACAAUACUGAGUUUUGUGAUAUCUUUGGACUUUCGAUUCUUUCAUCUGCUCCUCGGCUAGCUAGCAUAAAUGCAACUUCGUGUUCUUUAUUCGUGUAACUCAUUUUGAUGUUGUAAAGCGUUUUCCUUUUAAAUGAGAAGAGGAUCUGACAAUGCCCACAAACACGACUCCUUUCUUUGUCGAAUAUCGUUUGUGUUUGAGCCAGGAGGGGACAAUAUAAUAUACUGGAUUUUUUUGUUAGUUGAA
This is a messenger RNA of Impatiens glandulifera, 1815 nucleotides long. RefSeq names its product glycosyltransferase BC10-like. Gene Ontology annotation, cellular component: membrane. Bases 401 to 1579 code for a protein of 392 amino acids. The record is from RefSeq and is a predicted model, not a curated record. Gene Ontology annotation, molecular function: glycosyltransferase activity. The transcript has 11 exons. Lineage: Eukaryota; Viridiplantae; Streptophyta; Magnoliopsida; Ericales; Balsaminaceae.